UUUUCCAAUUUCCGACGACGGUGAAAGUACCACCACAGUCCCGAUUCUCCAUCUUCCUCAACCUGGCAAAGGAAGGGACCAACCUGCGUCUUGCGCCCACUUUUUCCCCCCUCAGCUGAUACAAGACCAACCAGACUUAAAGGACCACAAUCAUGACGGACUCCAAAUAUUUCACGACGAACAAAAAGGGGGAGAUCUUUGAACUGAAGGCGGAGCUGAACAAUGAGAAGAAGGAGAAGAGAAAAGAGGCAGUAAAGAAGGUCAUUGCUGCCAUGACUGUUGGCAAGGAUGUCAGCUCUUUGUUUCCAGAUGUGGUGAACUGCAUGCAGACCGACAACCUGGAGCUGAAGAAGUUGGUCUACCUCUACUUAAUGAACUACGCCAAGAGCCAGCCUGACAUGGCCAUCAUGGCUGUCAACAGCUUUGUCAAGGACUGUGAGGAUCCCAACCCUCUGAUCCGGGCCCUGGCUGUUCGCACCAUGGGCUGCAUCCGGGUGGACAAGAUCACAGAGUAUCUGUGUGAGCCGCUGAGGAAAUGCCUGAAGGACGAGGACCCAUACGUGAGGAAGACGGCGGCUGUUUGUGUGGCUAAACUUCAUGACAUCAAUGCCCAGAUGGUGGAGGACCAGGGCUUCCUGGACUCCCUGAGAGACCUCAUUGCCGACUCAAAUCCCAUGGUCGUGGCCAACGCAGUUGCUGCCCUGUCUGAGAUCAGCGAGUCUCACCCCAACAGCAACCUGCUGGACCUCAACCCUCAGAACAUCAACAAGCUGCUGACGGCCCUCAACGAGUGCACAGAGUGGGGACAGAUCUUCAUCCUGGACUGCUUGUCCAACUACAACCCUAAGGAUGAGCGCGAGGCCCAAAGCAUCUGUGAGCGCGUCACUCCCCGGCUGUCUCACGCCAACUCAGCAGUGGUGCUGUCAGCUGUCAAGGUGCUGAUGAAGUUCCUGGAGCUGCUGCCCAAGGACUCCGACUACUACAACACCUUGCUGAAGAAGUUAUCCCCACCGCUGGUCACCUUGCUCUCUGGAGAGCCCGAGGUCCAGUACGUGGCUCUGAGGAACAUCAACCUCAUUGUUCAGAAAAGGCCUGAGAUCCUGAAGCAGGAGAUCAAGGUGUUCUUUGUCAAGUACAACGACCCCAUCUAUGUGAAACUGGAGAAAUUGGACAUCAUGAUCCGCUUGGCCUCUCAGGCAAACAUUGCUCAGGUGCUGGCUGAACUGAAGGAAUACGCCACUGAGGUGGACGUUGACUUUGUGCGUAAGGCUGUACGAGCCAUUGGACGCUGUGCCAUCAAAGUGGAGCAAUCAGCUGAGCGCUGUGUCAGCACCCUGCUGGACCUGAUCCAGACCAAGGUCAACUACGUGGUUCAGGAGGCUAUUGUGGUCAUCAGGGAUAUCUUCCGCAAGUACCCAAACAAGUAUGAAAGCAUCAUUGCUACGCUGUGUGAGAAUCUGGACUCUCUGGAUGAGCCUGAUGCUCGUGCUGCCAUGAUCUGGAUUGUUGGCGAGUAUGCCGAGAGGAUCGAUAACGCUGACGAGCUGCUGGAGAGCUUCCUGGAGGGCUUCCAUGAUGAGAGCACCCAGGUCCAGCUCACUUUGCUGACUGCCAUUGUUAAGCUGUUCCUUAAGAAGCCGUCGGAGACUCAGGAGUUGGUGCAGCAGGUCCUCAGCCUGGCCACUCAGGACUCUGACAACCCUGACCUGCGUGACAGAGGCUACAUUUAUUGGCGCCUGUUGUCCACCGACCCUGUGACUGCCAAGGAGGUGGUGUUGUCGGAAAAGCCCCUGAUCUCAGAGGAGACGGACCUGAUCGAGCCCACCCUGCUGGAUGAGCUCAUCUGCCACAUUGGCUCCCUGGCCUCCGUCUACCACAAACCGCCCAGCGCCUUCGUCGAGGGCAGCCACGGAGUGCACCGGAAACACCUUCCUGUGCAGCACAGCAGCAUUGAUACUGGUGAGAGCCCAGUGAGCAGCGGGCCAGCACCUGCCAUGGACCAGACACAUGUGAUCCCCAGCCAGGGUGACCUGCUGGGUGACCUGCUGAACCUGGACCUGGGCCCUCCAGUCAAUGUGCCCCAGGUCUCCUCCAUGCAGAUGGGGGCGGUGGACCUCCUGGGAGGAGGCCUGGACAGUUUGCUGGGGGGAGACCUGGGCGGAGGUGUUGGGGGAAGUCCAGCAGUUGGACAGAAUUUCAUCCCCUCAUCUGUCCCCAGUACUUUUGCUCCGUCACCUACACCUGCUCCUCAAGCGGUCAGCAGUGGCCUUAACGACUUGUUCGAGCUCUCCACAGGCAUGGCCAUCACCACUGGAGGCCAUAUAGCCGCAAAAGCAAUCUGGCUGCCUGCUGUGAAGGCCAAGGGACUGGAGAUCUCUGGAACCUUCUCUCGUCGUCAGGGCCACAUGUACAUGGACAUGACCUUCACCAACAAGGCCCUGCAACACAUGACCGACUUCGCUGUCCAGUUCAACAAGAACAGUUUUGGGAUGAUCCCUACCAGUCCUCUGCCCGUUCACACUCCACUGAUGCCCAGCCAGACUAUUGAGGUCUCUUUGCCUAUCAACACCAUCGGGCCUGUCAUGAAGAUGGACCCACUCAAUAAUCUGCAGGUGGCUGUGAAGAACAACAUCGACGUCUUCUACUUCAGCGUUCUCAUCCCUCUCAACAUAUUCUUUGUUGAGGAUGGAAAAAUGGAGCGACAGGUGUUCCUGGCCACCUGGAAAGACAUCCCCAAUGAGAAUGAGCUACAGUACCAGAUAAAGGAGUGCCACCUCAACGCAGACACAGUAUCAGGGAAGCUGCAGAAUAACAACAUCUACACCAUUGCAAAGAGGAACGUAGAAGGCCAGGACAUGCUCUACCAGUCCCUCAAGCUCACCAACGGCAUCUGGAUCCUGGCUGAGCUCCGCAUUCAGCCCGGCAACCCCAACUACACGCUGUCUCUUAAGUGUCGGGCCCCGGAGGUUUCUCAGUACGUCUACCAGACUUAUGACUCUGUGCUGAAGACCUGAACUGCUUCAACACUUACAGCAGCUCUGAUGACAAACUGCAGUGUUUUAUCAUUUUCUGCCAUUUUCAGCUAACUGCCAAAACAAGGGAAUCCAAACAGUAAAUGAUGGAGACUAAAUAAUCUGGGUUUUCUUCUGAAGUGAUAAACAAGGCAAACAUCAAUCAAGAUUAUAGUGGGUGGUUAUUGUACUGAAAUUGAACAGGACAAACACUGUUGAUGUUUCCUUUAUUUUGGCAGUUGAAAGCAUUAUUGAAUCCUCUUAUUCAUUCCCCAUUUCUAUUUUUAACUCCCAGAGAAAACAUGUCAACCAUUCCAUCCUUAACUUAGUGUCUUAAUGUUGUUAAAAUGUGACUGAUGGUGAAACUGUCAUGAGUGAAAACAAAAAUAAUCCCCCCAGUUUCCAUAAAGCCAUUGUAUUUUUUAACAUUUUGUGGCCCACAUUCCUUUCGGAUUUGCUUUAUUUUUUUAUAUUGACUUUGCUUCAGUUGCACCUAAAGAAUAAUACCAGUGUUGCUUUGUUCCUAUUGCCAUUCAUGUUUGUGACGAGUGAAAACCUUCCUAUAUACAUUCUAUGGUAGAAACCAACAAUGUGAUUGUCAGAAGCUGCUAACGUCUGUCCUUCAGCAGGUUUGCCUCCUGGAGGUCAUAGCUUUCAAUAACUUCUAGAGACAUGCUUAAUUGACAAAUAUUAUAUGUAAAUCAGAUUGGGCAACGUAUGUACUCCUGCUCUUGUUCUCCAGCUUCUUGUAUUUUAUGUGAUUACUUCCCAUUUGUGCAGCGUUUUUGAUAUAAAUUCGCUUUUUCCUCCAUAAGUAUGAAACAUUGUGCAGAAAUUGGUAAAAACUUGACAUUCCAAACAGUUGGAAAAAGAAAAUGUAGACCAGAGAGAAGUAAGAGCACCAGAAAUGUAACCAACAAAUCCAGGCAUUUUAUUGCUGCUUCCCAUUUUCCAAUUAUAUUACUCACACUUUUGUCUCCUGCCAUUUGGGGUUUUAUCUGUGGGAGUGGAGGCAUCUACGUCACAAGUGAUAAAACACUGAAGCAGGUCCUGUAGACGUCUUUAUUACAAACAUCUUUCCAAGUACUGUUUUAUUUACACUCCACUUCUUUCACCUCAGCUGCACAUUAACGUCUAAUGGAGAUUUCACUUUUUUUAAACCAUGUUUUUCGUUUUGUUUUAGAUGUUUUAAUGGUUAAAUUCAAAAAGCAAAUGCAAAAAGCUAAAUAUAUAAGAAAUGUCAUGUGAAGCAACUUCAAUGGACCUGUACUCGCAUAAUAGAACUCAAUUUUUAUCAAUUAUAAAGUCAUGUAAAAAUUAAAAACUGUAGUGAGGUGUAUGCAGGCUGUUUAAGUGGAGGAAAGCACAUUGAAACGGUCAAGAAGCUUCUCACUGAAAAUAACACUCUGCACAUUUGUUUAAAUGACACAAACCACAGCGACUAUUAAUUCUGUUAACACACCAGUGCCACUUUGUUUUAAGAAUAUUUGCUACUUCAUUUCACAUGUCAUUUUCUUGUUCUAGCCCCGUUUACUGCAACCACAUAGUUGUAAACUGCUUCAUGCACCUACAUUUCCAUUCCUAUUUAUUGUGCAUCUACCUCUGUGUGUUUCCUUUUUUAACUGGCUUUAUUGUUGCAGUACUUUCAAUUCUGUCAUGUGCUUUUAAACGUUUUCACCUUCUUUUUUGAUACCAGUAUUUUCGUUAUCUUCAUGCAAUUGUUGUCGGGCCAGUCUAAACCUGGGGCAAGUCGGGCCAACCAAUCUAACAAAAUGCCCAAGCUUAUGUUUUAAUACCCUAGUGUCAGUAUAACCCUCUGAUGUUGGCUUUGUGUGUGCUUAUAGAACAUAGGGUGCAUAUGCUCUAAGGCCAAGAGCUGCACUAGUACAGUGUAGUAAAUUGAUGGUGUAGUUAAUGUAGCUAAUAAAUUUAAAUGUUUUGGUAUUACCCUAAAAAGGAAAUGAAGCCUCACCUCUAUCUAUUCAACAGAAAAUACGUUUUUGUGUUGGUGACACUCUUUUUCCUACAUGGUAAUGUAGACAUACAUUUUAAAUGUGCCUGCAUGAGAGCCCACUUUCGAUUUUAUGCUUUUUUUUAUGUAGGCUGUGGCUUUGCUUCAUUUAAAAUCUAAUCCCCCAACUUCAUGUCUCUGUUGUGGAUCUCAUGUUUUUAAGCAGCGUUGUCUCUAGCACUCCCACUACAAUCGAAAUAUAUCCAAAUCAUUUGUCAGCAAUGCAGAAUGUAUGGCAAGAGCUAUCAUAACAUCAUUGCUGCAAUCCUUUUGUAAAUUAUUUGUCAUUUUCACAGUACCACAUCUUAUGUCAUUAAACUGCCAAACACA
Molecule: messenger RNA, 5352 nt
Organism: Anoplopoma fimbria (sablefish)
Lineage: Eukaryota; Metazoa; Chordata; Actinopteri; Perciformes; Anoplopomatidae
Gene: ap2b1
Product: adaptor related protein complex 2 subunit beta 1
Exons: 22
Coding region: 153-3014 (953 amino acids)
Biological process (GO): vesicle-mediated transport; intracellular protein transport
Cellular component (GO): clathrin adaptor complex; membrane coat
Molecular function (GO): clathrin binding
Source: RefSeq, a predicted model, not a curated record